Paraglomus brasilianum is the source of this 1146-nucleotide messenger RNA. The record is from the annotation of a GenBank genome assembly. Lineage: Eukaryota; Fungi; Glomeromycota; Glomeromycetes; Paraglomerales; Paraglomeraceae.
AUGGUACACACCGUUAUUGAUGGUCCAGUUAACGAAGAAAAAGAGCUGAAAAGAAUUGUUUCGUUAGAGUAUCGCGUCAAUGAACUGGAAAACAAGCUAUUAAAAGAGGCGACGGCAGCAUUGGAGAAACGUGUGGAAGAGCUAGAAGCCUCGCUAAAAGAGUCUAACGAAGAACGGGAUAAACUUCGUGAAACAUUAAUGCAACAACAUCAUGAGUGUAUGCAUUCUGGCGGCGAGGGUAAAGAAGUCGAUGCAAAGGCAGCGACUAAGAAAUCCACUAACAAUACGGAAAACGUAUCCGACGAUGCUGAGGAAAAAGAAUCUAAUACAACGGAUACGGAGGAUGAUGGUGCAUAUGAAAGAAUACUAAUGGUAAUUGAGAAGAUGAGACAGGAUUGUAUUAGAGCAGUCAAUUUGAAAAUUCCAACCAGUUCGAGACUUCCAAAGAACCCGUUUGGGUCGAGAAAUACAGCCACCAAUAAAACGUCUAGCGCAAGCGCGAGUCCUGCCGUCUCACCCACAAAGGUGCCUAUGCGUUCGAGGACGCCCAGCUGUCCAUCCAUCACUCCUGUUUCUUCUCGACCUGGUACGCCUCCGUGUACUGUUCCUAGUAGUCCAUUGAGUCUUACUCCAUCGGGAAUUCAUGUGAACACAUCACCCACAGGUAUCCCGUUAAAGUCUAGCAAUAUUCCGAUGCGCAGCAGUUCAAGGCCAACGACUCCAAUACCGUCUUCUCCGUUAUGUUCUCCUGUUCAAGUUGGCACAACGUUACCGACAUUUGAGAACACUGAACUUCCACCACUUAGGAGCAUCGCUAUUCCUAUUCGUAAAGCAACAUCAAAUAGCACUGGCUAUUCUUCAAUACCAGGUACACCGAUAUCAUCUUCACCGCUAGCAUCAUGCUCUUCCUUGGCCUCUUCACCGAUGUAUCAUGGUCACUUGUCAAGUUCUCCUCCGUCGAAUGGUCACGGUUACGUGCAUGCGGGUACAUCUGAUCAUGCACCGUAUAAACAUACGGGCAUUCCUCUCAGAUCUAGGGCGUCCAGUUACAGUCUAAGUAGCAUUUCUAGGCCAUCUAGUCCGUUCAGAGCAGCUACGAUGCAUUCACUCUUCCACACAGAAAAGAUAACAUCUGUACAGAACUGA